This is a messenger RNA of Colletes gigas, 621 nucleotides long. RefSeq lists its product as uncharacterized. The transcript has a single exon. Lineage: Eukaryota; Metazoa; Arthropoda; Insecta; Hymenoptera; Colletidae. The record is from RefSeq and is a predicted model, not a curated record. The coding region runs from base 1 to 621 and encodes 206 amino acids.
AUGUGGUUCCAGCAGAUGAUUCGGGCUGGGGCCACGCAACGGUCCGUGGGUGCAGUCCUGCCACACUGGCAAGACAGGCAGGACAAAUUAGGUAGGCUGUCCUACAGGAUGACACAGGUACUCACCGGGCAUGGUUGCUUUGGUGAGUACCUGCCUCGAAUCGGGAAGGAGGCGACGGCGGUGUGCCACCAUUGUGGUGGACCCCAGGACACGGCGCAGCACACGCUGGCAGUCUGCCCAGCGUGGGCUGAUGAGCGCCGUGUCCUGGAACAGGAAGUUGGGAGGAAUCUCUCGCUGGCCACCAUAGUGGGAAAGGUGGUGGCCAGCGACAAAAUCUGGCAAGUGGGGGCCUCCUUCUGUGAGGUAUUCAUGUCACAGAAGGAGAGGAAGGAGGAGAGGGAGGGCUCGGAUGGGGGCCAGGGCGAGGCAUCCUUCGCCUCCUGGCCCUCUCCAACGGCCUUGAGGUCCGGACGGGCCUCUAGAAGUGGGGCGGCCCGUUUGCAUUCUCCGACCACCACGUCGGUGGCCUGGGGGCUGACGGGCCGACCCUGGGGGCUGCAGGUGCUGGGUGCGUGGGGCCCUAGCACCGAAGGCAGCCCCGGAGCCGUGGGCGUCGGGUGA